Messenger RNA from Cebus imitator (Panamanian white-faced capuchin), 1397 nucleotides. It is a transcript of the gene ELOVL3, whose product is annotated as ELOVL fatty acid elongase 3. Gene Ontology annotation, molecular function: fatty acid elongase activity. Gene Ontology annotation, biological process: sphingolipid biosynthetic process; fatty acid elongation, saturated fatty acid; fatty acid elongation, polyunsaturated fatty acid. The coding region runs from base 273 to 1085 and encodes 270 amino acids. The record is from RefSeq and is a predicted model, not a curated record. Gene Ontology annotation, cellular component: endoplasmic reticulum membrane; endoplasmic reticulum. Lineage: Eukaryota; Metazoa; Chordata; Mammalia; Primates; Cebidae. The transcript has 4 exons.
GAGAUUGGAUAGCGGCGGGGCGCAGGGAGGGGUCCGCGCGCAGUCCGGGGCCGCAGCUCUGCAAGUCUGCGUUAUAUAUCGCAGUGCUGCCCUGGGGAGAGCUGGUUGCGCCGCCUCGCACGUGCCUGGGUCCGACGCCCUCUUCGCCUUGCCCAGGGGUUUCGUCUGCCCUGGCUCUGUUCCGUCUCGCCCCGAGGUUCACUCCAUCCUUGGCGCCCCAAGCCUUUCAUCUAGCGCCUCCAAGCUUUGGACCUCGACGUCUGCAAAACUAGAUGGUCACAGCCAUGAAUGUCUCACACGCAGUAAAUCAGCUUCUCCAGCCCUAUAACUUCGAGCUGCUCGAGGGCCUGUGGCCCUUUUUGGAGGCGUACUGGGCAACCUCAUUCCCCAUAGCCCUGAUCUACCUGGUGCUCAUCGCUGUGGGGCAGAACUACAUGAAGGAACGUAAGGGUUUCAACCUGCAGGGGCCUCUCUUCCUCUGGUCCUUCUGCCUUGCAAUCUUCAGUAUUGUGGGGGCAGUGAGGACGUGGACCGUGAUGGGGACUGUGCUGCUUACUGGGGGCCUAAAGCCAACUGUGUGCUUCUACACCUUCAUCGAACAUUCCAUAAUCAAAUUCUGGUCAGGGGUCUUUCUUCUCAGCAAGGUCAUAGAACUUGGAGACACAGCCUUCAUCAUCCUGCGUAAGCGGCCUCUCAUCUUUAUCCACUGGUACCACCACAGCACAGUGCUGGUGUUCACAAGCUUUGGAUACAAGAACAAAGUGCCUGCAGGAGGCUGGUUCAUGACCAUAAACUUUGGUGUGCAUGCCAUCAUGUACACCUAUUACACUCUGAAGGCUGCCAACGUGAAGCCCCCCAAGAUGCUGCCCAUGCUCAUAACCAGCCUGCAGAUCUUGCAGAUGUUUGCAGGAGCCGUUGUUAGCAUCCUGUCAUACAUCUGGAGGCAGGAGCCAGGAUGCAACACCACGAUGGAACAAUUAUUCUGGUCCUCCAUCUUGUAUAUGACCUAUUUCAUCCUCUUUGCCCACUUCUUCAGACAGGCCUACAUCAGGCCCAAGGUCAAAGCCAAGACAAAGAGCCAGUGAAGGGUUGGAGAGAACAAUGAAGCUCCAGGCUCUCUCUUCUCCAGGGCACUAAGAGGCUGGGCUUAGUUUUGGGAGAAUGAUUAGGUUGCCUUACCUGCAUGGUUUCCCCAGAGGAUGUGUGCCCCAAGGUGGCUGGAAUUUUUGACAGACAAGAAAGGUGACCCUGGGAUGGGGGUGUGGUCUGUUACUUUGAUGCUUCUGUUUUUAAUGUGAAGGCCAAGCAGGCCCUGGGAUGGGGGUGGGAUGGAGGAUAUAUUUCUAUCCAGAAAUCUUUCUUCUUCUUGCUCUAUUUUUUUAAUUAAAGAUUUCAAC